AUGGCCGGCCGCGUCCCGCUGCUCGGGGGGCUCCUGCUCCUCCUCGUCCUCCCCGCUGGGCGGCCGUCAGUGUUUCUCUCGGCCCCGAGGGCCAGCGCCGCUCUCGGGAGAUGGAGGCGCGCCGGCUCCUACCUCCUGGAAGAGCUCUUAGAGGGGAACCUGGAAAGGGAGUGCUACGAGGAAAUCUGCGUCCACGAGGAGGCCAGAGAAGUGUUUGAGAACGACGCGCUCACAGACGAGUUCUGGCGGCAGUACCGGGGUGGCUCUCCGUGUGCCUCCGGGCCCUGCCUCAACAACGGGUCCUGCCAGGACCACAUCCGCACCUACACCUGCACCUGCGCCCCGGGCUACGAGGGCCAGAACUGCGCCGUGGCUGCAAAUGAAUGUCACGCCGAGAGGGCCGAUGCGUGCCAGCACUUCUGCCACCCGGGGCAGGCAUCCUACGUGUGCAGCUGUGCGCAGGGCCACCAGCUGGGCCCAGACCACAAGGCCUGCAUCCCCAAGGGUAACAGACGCCCAGCUUCCUCCUCGCCUGUCACUCCCGACUUCUCACCAAAGGUCAAGCUAACAAACUCCAAAGGGCAAGACUUCUGUGGUGGUGUUCUCAUACAGGAAGGUUUUGUGCUGACAACAGCUAAGUGUUCACUGCGACACAGAAAUGUCAGUGUAAAAGUGGGUGGUGACAGGAGCAAGGAGCCGCAGAUGAUCAGGAUCAAGCAUGCUCACGUGCACUUGUGGUACGAGGAGGAGCUGGGGCAGAAUGACGUCUCCCUGUUGGAGUUGGAAAGGCCGGUGCAGUGCCCCGCCUGGGAGCACCCCGUCUGCAUCCCCGAGAGAGACUUUGCUGAGCAGGUCCUCAUCCCAAGGGCGAAGGGCCUUCUCAGCGGCUGGACCCUCCACGGCACCAACCUGGGCACCGUGCCCGCUGCUCUGCCAGUCACGCAGGUGGGUGCGGAGGAGUGUGGACGGGCCUUGAACGUGACAGUCACCACAAGGACCAGUUGCGAGGGGGGCGGGGCAGCGCCUGGCCAGUGGCUGGAGGGAAGCACCGUCACCAGAGAGCACCGGGGCACUUGGUUUCUCACCGGGAUCCUGGGCUCGCCGGCACCGUCACCGCCAGCUGGGCAGGGACACUCAUUUCUGGUCACCACCGUCCCGCGGUACUCACUGUGGAUUAGACAGACGAUGAAGGGUGGGAGACGUGGCCAGACAGAAGGGAUCAAACACGAGGUGCCAGCUCAAACUUUAGAUGCAACUACGGGGAGAGAAGGCCAUGAUAAGGCGGCUGUAAGACCCCACCUCUGA
Molecule: messenger RNA, 1305 nt
Organism: Perognathus longimembris pacificus (Pacific pocket mouse)
Lineage: Eukaryota; Metazoa; Chordata; Mammalia; Rodentia; Heteromyidae
Gene: Proz
Product: protein Z, vitamin K dependent plasma glycoprotein
Exons: 8
Coding region: 1-1305 (434 amino acids)
Biological process (GO): blood coagulation; proteolysis
Cellular component (GO): extracellular region
Molecular function (GO): serine-type endopeptidase activity; calcium ion binding
Source: RefSeq, a predicted model, not a curated record